Messenger RNA from Opisthorchis viverrini, 2841 nucleotides. RefSeq lists its product as hypothetical. The record is from RefSeq and is a predicted model, not a curated record. Gene Ontology annotation, molecular function: guanyl-nucleotide exchange factor activity. The coding region runs from base 1 to 2841 and encodes 946 amino acids. Gene Ontology annotation, cellular component: cytoplasm. The transcript has 13 exons. NCBI's taxonomy places the organism in Eukaryota, Metazoa, Platyhelminthes, Trematoda, Opisthorchiida, Opisthorchiidae.
AUGGGUUUCAAUUUUCGAAAUCAACGACAUGUGCCUGCUGGACUUAAUGAGACAGCGCCGGGCUCCAUUGGAGUUCCUCAAGGCGCCGCUUUGGGACCACUGCUGUUUCUGAUCUACGUCAACGAUCCUCCCGAUGUUCUUGCAGGUCCAUGUCUACUUUUUGCGCACGACUUGAAAUACUGGAGUUACAAUGCCAGUGCCCCUCAAAUGGAUGUAGACGCUGCAGUAUCGCCGCCUCCGAGGGGACCUAAUGCUUUCUUAUGCCCUGUUCAAACAAGCUCGGCCAACAAGCUUUUCACUGUUGACCCAACAAAAAUACGGCGUGGAAAUAAUGAACAACAGCCGCCGAAUGACAAGAACAAAACCGACACGGUAAACUUGGGCAAAAGCCUCGAUCCUUACUUUGCGGAGCCCAUGUCGGAGCGAGAAUUGCUACCGAGCAGUAUGCAUGGGGAAAUAUUUGGUCGUCUACAGCCAAUCUUGAGCGUGAGCGAAACUCUGUUGGAGUCGAUUCUCACAAUGGGCAUCGAUGAGGCGUUUUUGCUAAUUGCUCCCUGUUUAAAGUUGUACGCGGACUAUUCGCGUCGUUACCAGACCGUAUUGGUUCUACUCGAGACGUGUAUAGCGCUCAGCCCAGAUUUGCACCGCUUUAUCAGCCAACAAGAGAGUCUCCCUGAAGUCGACCUCCAGUUGUCCGCUUUGCUGAUUAUGCCAAUUCAAAGGAUUCCUCGGUACUCGCUGAUGUUACAAGAACUACUCAUGAUCUGUCUACAAAUGGACGGCCUAAAUAAUACGAAAGCCGUGUCUUGCAUUGAAAAGCUCUCAUCGGUUGUGCAGGAGAGACACAUUAUCCCCGAACAAGUCUGCACACAUAUUCUUCGCAUGUACGAUUGCAUUCAGUCUCGCCAACCAUUCCCCGAGGAUUCGGAACUCGCUUCUGGUCUGGUGUUUCUUGGUCACUUCAUGCCGUCGCUUCGCUUCGCCACAGUGAAAUUGAUGGCUGCUUUCGCGUCGAUUGCUGCGACUGCUACCUACCUGAACGAACAAAUCAGGAUUAACAGUCAAGCGGAUAUGGCUGCCAUUUUGCAAUCAAAGUUGCUUGGGAAUCGAACGGAGAACCUGCUCCUCGUCCCAGGCCGACGUCUUCUUCGAUACGGCUUGGUUUACAAGCGCAACGAGCUUACCGGUCGACUUCACUCCAGGCUGUUGGUACUCAUGUCCGAUAUACUGAUCUACGCAACCCCGCGGAAGGUCUACCGACGUUCUGGAAAAUUUGUUACUGUCCCAGCAUCAACUAAAAAGUCGGGUGACUUGCGUCGCUCUCAACCAAUGUCCUCCACUCGUUAUCGACGAGUCAGAUUCAAUCACUUUGCAUUUUUACGUGCCAGAACCAAACGACUCAUAGCAGGACGUCUGGCUGAAAAGGCGUGGCUGAACAGCAUCACUUGUCCGUCGUCGCCCUCAUCAGCUCACCCCAAGGACAUCCUAACCAAGAGAAACCUGCGCUUUUCCUGCGUUUCCGUCUAUCCGUUGCACCAUUGCCAAAUCGAACCGCAUUUCACACCGAGCAUCCCCACCGAUCAGACUUUUAUUCUUUCACGAGUGACCCGAUUAACCUCUAUUUUGGAGUGCAGCCCGGUCAAAAGCACUAGUUCUCAGUCCAAGGAUUUGCUUGGACACUCGGUGGAGAUCAACAACUCGGCGAGGAUUGAAAAGUCUGACGGACCAAAUGCCAAUAAAGGAGACAGUAAUGCGUUUACCAUCCGCUGUCGUGAUGCCAGCUUUACCGUCGUCCUGGACAAGCGAGAUCUUGCCGAGGAAUGGGUGGUGAAUUUGGAGAACGCCCUGCGUGCAGUUAAACUAGCUCGCCAAAGCUUACGAAAAGCCAGCAGCGCAAAGCGUCCCAUGCAGGUUUCGGAUUUCGUUCGCUAUGAACAAUGGCUUGCAUCUAGAGAGGCCCAAACUCGGCCUGAUCCAGACUAUGUUCUUCCGCACGCUGUUCGGGUUGCCGAAAGUCUGGGUUUGUACACCGAUUCCGCUCUAUCUAAUCUUCGUCAGCGACAUGCGUCGGAUCCUACCCGUGGAAUUAGCGAUUCCUUAGGCAAGCUCACAUGUGGAUUGAGGCUCCUGUCUCCGUUUCGUAGCGGUCGAAGAUGUUUUAUGUCAGAUCCAACUCAAUUCCGAUCUGUGCCUACCUCCCCAUCUUGGCAAACGGAAGAUUAUCAGAUCAGUAAUAACGUUCAACUCGUCUCCGUUGACGACGCUGAUGAGAAUUCCGACCCGCUUCGAACUAAAACAAGAACAACUCCGACACUUCAGUACCGAACAUUUUCCUUACAAACAAUGCACAGUGCGAGCGACCCCACCGAACAUGUUGCAUACUCUCCACCUCUGUUGCCUUUAUGGAGAAAACGACUGUGUGUUCGUGAUGGGUCCGGUGCGUAUGCGAACGUGUUGAACAUAAGUACUGAUUCCAACCUACGAAGCAGCCUAACUGAAAGACGAUUUAGGUACAUUUCCAUCCGAGUCUCUUAUUUGACCUUGAAAUUCCCGUUUAUCCUGUUCCAUAUUAAUCAUUUGUUCAUUGUGAUGAUUUUAGCUCAUAUGAUGCCACCACUUGUACACUUCUACAAUUUGCGCAUUUCUCCCUUUUAUACUAUCCCGGAAAUAUUUUGUACUCUUCUAUCUGAGUUUUUACUACGUCAGCUGUUUAUUGGUGUUUGUACCCUGUUAGUUACCAAAGAUGAGGUGAAACCCACAAAUCCUAUGUGUCGCGGUGCGGACAUUCUCAUUACUGCAGUUACACAUUCCAUGGCUGACUUACACCUACUUUACAUGUAA